Molecule: messenger RNA, 1273 nt
Organism: Triticum urartu
Lineage: Eukaryota; Viridiplantae; Streptophyta; Magnoliopsida; Poales; Poaceae
Source: RefSeq, a predicted model, not a curated record
ACAUCACAAUUGAUAAAUUCACACUGAUCGUGGUUGUGCACUUAUUUAUGCACUGCACAAUAUAUCGUUGGGAAAUAUCUUCUACCUGGGAAUUAUUUUCUUAGUUUCAAAACUAAAGCACAUGGUUGUUCAGUUGCUGUUAAAUCCUAGAACGAAAUUUUGAAUUCUAUUUCAAACUUUUGGUUGCCCGGUGCGCUUCAUUGCUUUAACUGGCCUUUUGGUUUUCCGGUGGCCGCCAUGGGCUUAGUGGGCCUAAUAAGCAUUAGCAGAGCACGUAUCCACUGAUUCGCUGUUCCCCUGAAGGGAAAAAAAAUGGACUCCUCAUCUUCUACCACGGAAUCCCCAAAUCGAAUCCGACGGGACGCCGGCCGGAAUCCUAUUCCACUGCGGCCUCCGCCUCCGAGCCUCCGAGGCUGGCGGUGGAGCGAUGAGUAGAGGAGGCACGGCCGAGCAUCCAUGGCGCCGCCACCGCCCUUCUUCUCCGCUAACAGCAUCAUCGCCUUCUCCACUUAAUACUUGAAAGAAGCCGCCGGUCAACAGAUGGGAUCCGGAGCUCAUCCAUGCCCUCCACGCCUCCACCACACGAAUAUCAUCGACACUGGUCGACACAUGUGGUGCGGAGCUCCCCCAUGCCCUCCACCACUCAAAUAUUGUCGACAUCAUCAUCUUAUUAUCUGCGCUCUCCUGGCAACCAAGCAAGAAGCAAGCAGGCUCAGACCGUGCUUAUCCACAUUGCACUGCACUUGUGCUUCUCUGUAUUCCUGCGAGUCCUGUCCUUGGCGUUCCAAUGGCGGAGGUGGUGGCCACCGUGGUGGUUGGGCCACUACUCAAAAUCGUGAGGGAGAAGGCAUCCGGCUAUCUCCUCGACAAGUACAAGGUGUCGAAGGGCAUGGAGGAGCAACAUGAGGUCCUGAUGCGCAAACUGCCUGCCAUCCUGGACAUCAUCGCCGACGCCGAGCAGGCGGCAGGCCACAGAGAAGGGGUGGCUGCCUGGCUCCAGGCCAUCAAGAAGGUGGCUUACCAGGCCAAUGAAGUCUUUGACGAGUUCAAGUACGAGGCACUUCGUCGCGAGGCCAAAAAGGAGCGACACUACAAGGAGCUUGGCUUUGAUGUGGUAAAACUCACUAGUAGAAAACAGGGCUAUGGUCCAGGCCGGCUCAGCCCAUUAGUCCCGGUUCAGUCUAGAACCGGGACCAAUGUGGGCAUUGGUCCCGGUUCGUGAGCCCAGAGGGCCGGCCGGGCCACAUGGGCCAUUGGUCCCGAUUCGUCUGGA